UAGGAUUCAAUCCUGUGACCAGUGGCUCUACUGGGAUAUGUAUGUUCUUGUGUGUUGUUAUAAAAAUCAACGGAUGGUCUAUGAUUCCUUAGGGAGUGAUGACCAGAAAUCAGGUUUACACACCCUGUGGAGUGGAAAUGUUUGACCUUUAGGUGAGUACCAUCCAUCUGCCUGACAGAGCUCAUCUCACCUAACCCAGGGAAGAAGGGAAGCCCUGGUGAUAGGUGUGGCAUCUUUCUGUCCACUUAAUUUUCUUACUGCUGAGCCACAACUCCUAAACAAGACAAUACAAAGUAAGCAUUCAAAAAAAUAUUCAGCAGUAUAUGAAUCUGAAAUACUGUAGGCAUGAUUCAGCCAUAUGAAGUUAUAACCUAGUAACCAUGCUUCCUUUUAAUAGUCAAGAGCUCUAAAUUCCAAAGGAGGGUGUCAAACUCUAAUCCUACUCUAUUGUCUCCUGAGCCUGCCCUUCGGGGAAUGACAAAGAACCUAAUGGACUAGAACGUGUCUCAAAUCCCCUAGGGAAGUCAGAACUGCAGAGCCCAGAAGGCCAGCUUGCAGACCUUAAGUCUAAAUCUCUCAUUAUAUAUAUGAUGAAACUAAAUUCCAGAGGUGGGGCUGACCUGCCCCAGAGCACACAUUCAGGUUGCUUGGCUCUCAGGCCAGCCAGAGCUUUUUCCAAUACUUGUGUGGUCCAGAUUUGAAAGGAAGGAAAAUGAGAUGGGCGAGGCCAACCAGACAGCUGUGACAGAAUAUAUCCUGCUGGGGCUGUGCGGCCACCAUAACAUAGAGAUUGUCCUGUUUGUGCUCUGCCUGGGCAUCUACUCCGUGAAUGUGCUGGGGAACGCCCUCCUCAUGGGGCUGAGCAUGCUGGAUCCCCGCCUGCACAGCCCCAUGUACUUCUUCCUCAGCAACCUCUCUCUCAUGGACAUCUGUGGCACAUCCUCCAUUGUGCCUUUCAUGCUGGUCAGCUUCCUGGAGGUCCAAAGGACUUCCAUCUCCUUCCCUGGCUGUGCCCUGCAGAUGUACCUGACCCUGGCGCUGGGCUCCACGGAGUGCGUGCUCUUGGCCGUGAUGGCAUAUGACCGUUAUGUAGCUAUCUGCCAGCCGCUCAGGUACCCAGAGCUCAUGAGUGAGCAGAUGUGCGUGCGGAUGGCAGUGCUGAGCUGGGGCGCAGGCUUGGCUAACUCACUGCUGCAGUCCGUUGUCACCUGGGGCCUCCCCUUCUGUGGCCACAAUGUCAUUAACCACUUUUUCUGUGAGAUCUUGGCAGUGCUGAAACUGGCCUGCGGGGACAUCUCUCUCAACGCGCUGCUUUUAAUGGUGGCCACAGCCGUCCUGUCACUGGCCCCGCUCCUGCUCAUCUGUCUGUCCUACAUCUUCAUCCUCGCUGCCAUCCUCAGGGUGCCCUCUGCUGCAGGCAGGCGCAAAGCCUUCUCCACCUGCUCUGCCCACCUCACAGUGGUAGUGAUUUUCUAUGGGACUAUCUCUUUCAUGUACUUCAAGCCCAAGGCCAAGGACCCUAACUUGGAUAAGAUUAUUGCGUUGUUCUAUGGGGUCGUGACACCCUCACUGAACCCCAUUAUCUACAGCCUGAGAAACGCGGAGGUAAAAGCUGCUGCCAAAAGCGUUAUAUCCCAAAUGCACAUUACAAAUCACGACACCCCGGCCUUAAUCAAAUAGCAUCCCCCUUAGGAAAAAGCAUGUGGGAAAUUGAGGCAGGUCUUCUGUGAAAACUGACAGAAUCCAGCUGAGAGGCUGCAUUGCCACCAACAGAAUGGGGAAAAGAUUUGAAAGUUUAGUCUCUAGAGACAAAGGAUGAGAAAUCAACUGUUAAUGCUUCUUUUGAACCUGUUGAGAGUUCAUCCAGUCAUUCAAAUUAUAAAAUCAUAACUUCAACAGACAAAUGGGAAAGAAAAGGUAAAUAAUAUAAGGGCAGGGAGAAGCUAGGAGGUAAAGAAUGCUAUACCUUCAGGAAGAGACUGCCUUGGAAUGAUCAUGGGUGUUUUUGGUUUUUUUGGUUUUUAAAAAUAGGAAUAAUCAUGUUUUAAGUGAGUUUUCUCAGACUUUUGAAAGGGCUUAAAGUCUGGGGACAUGGUUUCCUCUUAAUAAAUCAUUAAAUUGAGAAAAUGAGUUCUUACUGGGAAACACUGAGACUUUUCAUGUGGGUCCACAUUGGCAUUAGAGUUAAUGUUUAAAUAUGCCUAAAGAAUUUGUUUACUUUUCAAUUCUUUAUUCUUCUUAUAUGUGUUGAUUAAUUGAGUGUUAAUUUGGUUCCUAAACAAAUCAAUGUUUUGGUCUUUUUUUUUUCUAUUUUUGCUGUAGGAUGAUUAUUCUGUACCUCCAAGACCAACUAUAAGUACUACAAGCCAAUAAAUUACCCCAUACUGUUUUAUGAUUUGGAUUUUAUCUUAAAGCAUUUUUUUUUUUUUAAAUCCUCACCCAAGGAUGUUUUUUUCCAUUGCUUUUUUUUGGGGGGGGAGGA
Molecule: messenger RNA, 2482 nt
Organism: Miniopterus natalensis
Lineage: Eukaryota; Metazoa; Chordata; Mammalia; Chiroptera; Miniopteridae
Product: olfactory receptor 13C7-like
Biological process (GO): G protein-coupled receptor signaling pathway
Cellular component (GO): membrane
Molecular function (GO): olfactory receptor activity; G protein-coupled receptor activity
Source: RefSeq, a predicted model, not a curated record